Molecule: messenger RNA, 3558 nt
Organism: Recurvomyces mirabilis
Lineage: Eukaryota; Fungi; Ascomycota; Dothideomycetes; Mycosphaerellales; Teratosphaeriaceae
Exons: 1
Coding region: 1-3558 (1185 amino acids)
Molecular function (GO): protein binding
Source: RefSeq, a predicted model, not a curated record
AUGGCUCACUUCGCAUCCUUGAACGGUGCGACAGAGUACGCCCGGACUGUCGAGGAUGAUGAGUUCGACUUCAACUUCCAGCCCAACCCGGAGACUAUGGCACGCCGUAGCAUCUCCAUCUUCAGCAGAAGAGGCACAGAGACGCCUGAGCCGAAACUGCCAUUCAUUGCGCAGGUGGCAGUCUCACAUGAGCUAGUCCCUCAGCUGAAACGCCAAAUGACCGACCGGCAAAAGAGCUGGAUCAGCAGGACCAAGAGCGUCUGCGGUGGUAGGAGCUAUUCGAAGACCACUACUCCUAGCGCUGCAAAGAAGCCGAGCGGGACUGUACUACGCUCGGUGCCACCAGCCAAGACUAUCAAAAUGUCAGCCUUGGAAGAAGAAAUGGCUACGAGUCCAAACGAGGAGAUACUGUCUGCAGUAAGCGAGCGUCCACGUUCGCCAGGGAAUGUCACGUCUCAAGCUCCUCGCUCUGCUCAACACUCGUCCGUGCAGCAGCAGCAUCAUUUCUCGCAGGCUCCGAGCAGUCCUGUAGCACAGCGCACAAGAAGUGAGAGGAGAAGAAGCCAUGACAAUCGCAUUGGCAUCUGGGCAAAUGGUGUAGCACAAUGGGACGACCAGCUGAACACUAGUGUACCUCAUGAGCAGCAUCGCGAACGGGUUGAGGAAGCAAUACGGGAGAAUACAGGUUUCAUGCCACUUUCCACUGACGCUCUCACGACUGCUCCGUCAAAUGGCCAAAAGCCCACGCUAUCGGUCGUCAUUCCUGGUAACGAUGUCAACAAGGCACGAACAAUGGCUUUAUCCACGAUCGUGCAGCCCAGGCCUCAAAGACCCGUCAGAUCGGUAGCACCUGCCAGUCUCGUGAGCAGGUUCGGCAUUGCCAUGCCUGCCAUCACUGUAACGCCUGAGCGGAUACAGGAGCACAUCGUCUCACCGGUAGAGUCCAUCCAGCAUACGCCGCCUCCUGGAGCGCAGCUUGGAUUCGUAGCAGCCGUAUUCUCGUCGGAACAUCUUCGCCCAAAAGCAUCUCGUGAAUCCACUUCGAGCGUCGAGAGUACCAACAGCGACCAAGAGGACGCCUCAAGCCUCAGCAGCAAACGCAGCUCGGCUACUUCUAUCGAAGCGGUGGCCAUCCCUUUGCCAAAGAGGAACAGCAAGCGUCUUUCUGGCAUGGCGCUUAGCGCAGCACGUCGCUCAAGUACACCCAUGGACAUUGCGAGAUCAUCUCCGCUAGCUGAGCUGAACAAGCCGCUGCCGCCACAUCCACUUCCACAGCCGCAACGCCUGGCUCCCACGCCAGCAGCUGCCAACAUCAGAGAUCUGAGGCGGCACAGCUCGGCUGGUAUUGCACCUAGCCUAAGCGGUAGCAAUCUUCGUAGGAGAAGCGCGGGAUCUAUGGUGCGCCCGAGACUUUCUACGAGGUCUUUGACGCGACUCGACAAGCGUGAUAAUGGACGCGCUUAUGGUCAUGAGCAUCUACAGUAUGUGCAGGAGUCGGACGAAUCCAACUCAGAGGUGGAGGAGUUCCUCACGCCCACACUGAGUCAAGCGGAACGGGAGCUGCAAGCACAUCUUGAACCGACCAAAAUUGUAGUAGCGGCUACACAAGAGCAUAAUCCUCAAGUACCAGACGAUCUUGAGGAUAUUCUGGCAAGGACAGCAUCGAUCAGACGUAACAACAGCGUCCGCAGCGUCAUGCAGCCACCUGAGCGUGCACCGACUGUGCCCAGAAGAAGCAGAAAGAGAGAAUGGCGUGCUAGCACCGGAGAGGCUGUCAUGCGCACUACGUUACCGACGAGGCACAAGUCGGAUUCAUACAUGCGCGAGAGUGCUAAAAAUGAAGACGCUGUGCACCGCAGUCUGACAGUCAUGCGUGCUGUGCACAACGAUGACUUCUCCCAGCUGUCUCUUGUGAUCCCGACACUGCACGACCUUGUCACCAAGACACCAGACCUGUUCGUUGAGGACGUCGAUGCCUUGACACCAGCCGCAGCCGCAGCCGCUUCCGUCGAAGAUGUCCUUCUGAAUAUACUCUCGGCCCUCCACAGCCCAGAAGACCUCUUGAACACUGCCAGGAUCGACAAGGGUAUGUAUCGCGUCUACAAGGAGAACGAGAUGUACCUCGUUCAGACCACCGCCUUCAAUCAAUCACCUGCUUGCUGGGAGUUCAGACAGUGGUCACCACCAGAUCGCAGCCUAUCAGACUCUAGCAGCGGAGCGUCCUCGCAGCUGGAGCACACACCGCAAUCCUACAUACGUUGUCGGCGCCGGGACGAGGAAACGAUGCAGGCUCUAAAGGUAAUGAUCUUGGCCGAGUGCGUGGCUUUUGUUCGCCGCGAGACAGCCGCUGUUCUCUCCGCACCAGAUCACCCGAAAGCUCAACGCUACAACGAUGCCUUCUGGCGUAUCUGGUGCUUUUGCAAGAUCUUCGGCUGCGACAAGGGCCGCGAAGAAGAUGUUACUGGACAACUCGACUGGCUGAAAGGUGGACUUCUAGCCAACAACCAGGACGUUGCAGCUACCAUGAACAUGAAUCUCGAGUUCGAGAUGUCUAGUGUUCUGCUCAACCCACCUGAUUUCUUCGCGAAGGGCAAUGCGGAUGGCUUGAGCGCGCAGCAGUUGUAUGAUGUGACUGAGCUCUGGGGCUGUCUGUCAUCACUUCUGCAAUGCUACCAGGGACAAGUGGGUGAGGCAAGGGAGGCCGGUGUCUUUGGCUCAUGCCAGGAUCUUGUGGAAGGCGACUUGGAGAAAGAGGAGUGGAUACUAGAGGAAUGGUUGUACUACCUCCUCACGCUUGGUCCGGAUGUGGUGCUUGAGAUGGCGGAGCAAGCUGCUAACGGGACAUCCGCUGGCUUCUCCUUGGCCAAGCUGAAUGGGUGGACUGCAUGGACACUACCAAGCUUUAACGGGAGCCGAUCCACUUUCUUGCGCGAGCCAGUGGCGCGACUGUACGAAGAGCGCAUAGCCGCUGCUCAGGAGGCGAUCGAGAAUCCACGUGAGCAGGAGAAGAAAGAGGUCAGCCGCAAACGCGUAGCCAACCUCGCUGCUGAGAUCCGUCUGCAGCGCCAAUCGAGCAGCUACAGACGCUCCUCUUACACCGACAUGCACAACGAGCGAGCAAUGAGCGCGAUGUCUCGCCGCAGCAGCACCAUGAGCCACAACACUGUCGGUUCUCGAAAUAGUAUGGUCUCGCCGAUGACGCCAGCACCGCAGUACACCUACGUGUCACAGGGCACCAUGACACCAAUCUCCACCGCUCUCCCAAGCUUCCCACACUUCCAGCAUCAUCCAGUCUCCACCACGGUGCCUAACUACGCAGCAUGGUCGCCCCGCAAGAUCAGCCCCAUCAUCGAGGAACGCGUGGUCAACUUCAAUCGACUGUCACUCCAGAAUACAUUAGCAGGCGAAGUGGAGAACACCUCUGAUACGGCUGUGAAGACAAUCACGGCGAUGGGUUUCACCGUUGUGCAGGCGAGUAUGGCGUUAAGGAUGACCGACAUGGGUGAUGGACUGAGGGUCGACAAGGCCGUGGAUUAUCUUCUAAGGCAGAGAAGGUGA